This is a messenger RNA of Protopterus annectens (West African lungfish), 1183 nucleotides long. Its product is annotated as neurotrophin receptor-interacting factor 1-like. Gene Ontology annotation, biological process: regulation of DNA-templated transcription. Bases 287 to 1183 code for a protein of 298 amino acids. Gene Ontology annotation, molecular function: zinc ion binding. The transcript is spliced from 5 exons. NCBI's taxonomy places the organism in Eukaryota, Metazoa, Chordata, Ceratodontiformes, Protopteridae. The record is from RefSeq and is a predicted model, not a curated record.
UUAAGUUGGGGGGUGGGGAAGAGAAAGGCAGGCAGGAAGGAAGACUAAAAGUAGUCAGAUAUUGAUUUUGCAUCAUGCAAGUCAGGCUUUGUACAGCAGUUUACAUGCUCAUUUUGCUGAAACUCCAGUAAUUCUGUUUGUGCUUGUUUCUGCAGAACUUGGACUAAAAGAAUUUGGUACAAAACAACAAACCCACCCGAGCUGGAUAUAAACAGGAAGUUUCUAUGAAGGAGUAUGCUGUGAACUGCCUGCUGUCUGAUAUGGAUAAAAGGUUGCAGAGACCAAAAUGCCUGAAACUAGGGAACAAAACACUGGAAAAAGACUGCAGAGAGAAAGAAGAGAUGCAGAAUGUGUGUGCUACAAAUGGGGGACAGAGCAGUGCUGUGCUGAGCACAGACGGAGACUGGCGUUGUUCUGCCAGGAGGAUGAGACGUUUAUUUGUGUCCUGUGUGUUCCCAGGCAUUCAUGUCACAGUUUUGUGUUCCCGCAUGAGGCAGUCAGUGUGUAUAAGGACAAAGUUAAAAGAGCCUUGUCAUCCAUCAGAUCCAAAGUUGGUGCUUUAAAAAAUAUACGAAACAAGAGUGAGAAGGAACUCAAAGUCAUGCAUGAAAAUGCUUACAGUUUGCAACAAUACAUUAAUCAAGAGUUUGCAAAACUGCAUCAAUUUCUCCAUGAAAAGGAACAGAAACUCAUUGAGCAAGUUAAGACAGAAGAAGAAAAAGCUCAGAAUGAAAUAGAAAAAAACCUUGACUGCAUCAAAAGUGAUGUUAUAUCCACCAACUUUACAGUGGUUGAUGCCAACUUGGAGCUCAAUAAAUUAGUCAUAGAGACUCAAGAUGAAAAGGAAGAAAACAAUUUAUACAUUAAAAAUGAUGUCAUGGCCUUUCAGGAAACAGUACCGCAUAACUCAGAAGUUGAAAAAGUACCAGUAUUGUUUGAGGAUGUAGCUAUUUCUUUCUCAGAAGAGGAGUGGAAGAUGUUAAGAAAACAAGACAAGGAGCUUCACAGGGAAGUGAUGGCACAGAACUAUGAAACCUUAAUUUCUAUCGGAUCUGAAGUCCCAUCAGAGAAAUUAUUAUUGCUCCUUAAAGAAGGUUAUGGUGAACUGCCACAGGAUGAUGAUGUCAGAAAAAAUGCUACAGAAAAGAAUGAUGACCCUGAGCACAAGCUGAAGAGUAAGUGA